GACGUCACCACUUCCACAACAACAAGAAGCUGAAAAACAAGGAAGUGAAUGAUUGUGAAGCCGUAACCUGUUAUAAGGCCGUGACAAGAUACGCAGAGCUCCGUUUAAUCUGAUAUUCCUCAGCCUCCGGAUCAGCCCAGAACAAUGAACAACAAAGGUUCAUAUCCACAGCAGGCUGUGUACCCUCAGCAGAGCUCUGCACCUGUAUACCCUCCUGCUAUGCAAAUGUCUCCUCAGGCACCUCCUUACACAGACACACCACCUGCAUAUUCUGAGAUAUACCAGCCCAGAUAUGUGCUUCCACAUCAGGUGCCCAGUCAGGUGGCACAGAUGUCCUCUCACUACCCUGGUGCUCAGAUGUUCAUGCCCAUGCAGCCACACAUGACUGUUGGGCAAAUGGGCCAGAAUGUCCCCAUGGCUUACUACCCCAUGGGACCUGUUUACCCCCCUGGUUCAACAGUGAUGGUGGAUGGUGGCUUUGAUGCUGGUGCGCGCUUCUCAGGAGGCACCGGUGUUUCAAUUCCACCCCCACCUCCUGGACAUCCCCCCAAUGCAGCUCAGCUGGCUGCCAUGCAGGGUGCCAAUGUUGUAAUGGCACAGCGCAAGAAUAACUUCUUCCUGGGUGGAUCCGGCGGAGGUUAUACCAUCUGGUAACAGCAACUUUUCAACUCCUCCUUCAUGCCUAAACCGUGCCCCCGUCCCAAACGAUGCCCCAGUUCUUCCCCCAUCCCAUACGCCUCCCUCUUCAGGCUGCUUGGCCAUGCCACAAUACUGAUAUCACCUAACGGAAUGUAAUAUUUUAGAGCCCUUGUGAAAGGUACAGUACUCCACUUCUGACCUAGAGAUCAAACGAUGAAUGCCACUGCCUGGAGAGGACAAAUGCAAAUUUUUAACGUCGUAGAAUUCAUUCCAUAAUUCUCCAUUGGGUCUAACCGCUUUGGUCAUUCCAGGUGGACCUCUUUCAGGCAUCUGUAUUUGUUCAAGAGACCUGGUCUCCUUUGAUCGAAACGGUUCACAAAUUACAUCGAGAUGUUCUUGUAUACCUGUAAAAGCUAUGUAAAUGAAAUAUUGAACUAUCAGACCCGCAUUAUAUAGUUUAGCUGCUUUAUGGUGAAAGUGAAAUGCAGUUACAAAGUUGCAGUUAAAGCGCAAAAAAAAUAAAUUUCCAUUUGUCUUUUUUUGAAAACUUUUAGUGUAGUUAAAUUAAUAUAUGUGUAAUAGUUCCAUGUAAAUAUGAUGAUCAUGAGAAAUGACGUCUCAAGUAUACAACAAAAAAAAAGAAUAAGCAUCUCAGAUGCAUUUAGCUAGAAUCGUCUUGUCUUUUGCACAGUAUCCAAACUAUCAAAUUUGUCGCACAGUCUAUCUGACAGAUUGUCACAUUUAAAUCUCUUGUAAAUUAAAGAAAUUAAACUGAAGCAAAUAAUUAAAGAAAAGAUUUCAUGCAAUAUCCAAAGUGGUUUACUGUACCUUGUUGGGCAAUUUGUAGAUGAACAUAGUCAAGUGCCAAAGAGCACUGGGGAUAGCCCUAAUUUAAAGCAAAUUAACUUCAGUAAACUUAAAGGAAAGAAAUUUAAAAUAAAUCCAAAUAGUAAGUUGAACGGGAAGGGGUGGUUGGUGUAACAUUUUAGCUUUUUUUUUUUUUUUUUUUUUUGUCUCCUGUUUUUGUUUCACAGUCGGAUACCCAGAGUUUUUACACUAAAUGUUUUAUUGUACAGCCUUUAAGAACUACCCUCCACUGUUUCUCUUUUCACACAGUAUCAUUUGGUAUCGUCAAACCAGUUUUUAAAGUAUUUAUUCACCGUAGAAAAACGUCAUCUUUGUGAUAGCAUUAGUCGAUGUUUUAAAAAGGUUGAGGAGACUUUAAUAUUUCAGUGUUUCUUUUUCUUCCUUCAUGACUUUCAUUCCACAUUUACAUGAGUAGUUAGGCUAAUAAUACAUUUGUUAGUAUAACCAAUGAGCUGGUUGUACCAAAGAUUUGGUCUACAAUGCACUUAUGUUUGGUUGUGACUUGAAAUUUGAAACGUCACAAUUUAAAAGCAAACAUAUCAUCGAGCGAGCAGGUUUGAGACUGUCGGUACUUUACCUUCAGUCUGACAUGACUGCAAUUGUUAGUUAACGUGUCGGUGUCACUUUACGUGGGUUAAUCGCAUCUUUAAGUCGUUGCAUGCUUUUGCACCUUUGCUAUGUAAAAAAAAAAAAAAAAAUGUGAUUAAAUACUUUUUAUCUGAGAUGCACUGCAAAGCAAAUCUGAGAGGUUGCAGACAAGGGGCUACUCUCCUGUUUUUUCUUUUUUAAAUUCUGUUUUCAUGACUUUUUAAAGACAGUGUGGGGUUUUUGAGCAUUUUUAGAUCCAUCUAGUCCAUUUGACAGUCGAGAUGUGUCGUGUUUAGUAGCCUGAAAGUGUAUGCAAACCUUUGUAAUGAGGCUAUAUCACUGUCAGCAUAAUUGUUCAUUUUCAAGACAUUUUUGUGCUGCUAAUUAAACUUUAGAAUCUUUACAUAAUGUGUUAUCUUGAAACUUAAAGAAGGUAUCUCAAACUAAGUCAGUAUGGAUGCCGUAUAUUUGUAGAUAUUCUUCAUUUUGGUGUCUGGUAGCGUCAAUUGUGUCACUGGGUAUCCGACACACCAUAUCGAGUUUUAACAGCUGUGGCCACCAGAAAACAAAUGCUGUUGCUGUCAAACCAACAUUCAGUGAUUUUCAGUGUUAAGUCAGAGAGACCAGUUGUCUGGAAACGUGCUUCAUUCAUCUAAUGGACUCCUGUCAGCAGCUCACACACAAAGCGACAACACCAGACGCGACUGACGUGUCGACUGGAGUGUUUUUAAAAUGGCUCAGUGUGCAUUUAUUCUCACUCACGCUGUCGUUUCAGAGGCCACAGCUAUUAAAACUUUUUAAAAAGAAAA
This is a messenger RNA of Epinephelus moara (kelp grouper), 2903 nucleotides long. RefSeq names its product DAZ associated protein 2 (gene dazap2). NCBI's taxonomy places the organism in Eukaryota, Metazoa, Chordata, Actinopteri, Perciformes, Serranidae. The record is from RefSeq and is a predicted model, not a curated record. The coding region runs from base 145 to 654 and encodes 169 amino acids. The transcript has 4 exons.